UUUUCUUUGUAGCUUUUAUCUUGUUCCAGAAUGUCUCCUCAGUCUGAAUGAAGGGUUAAAUUUGCAGUAACUGUGAAUGGUUGACCAAGUUAAGUGCAAUUAGUGACUUUUCAGGAAAAGGUUAAUCUUACCUGAGUUGAUAAAGACAGGAGUGGAAUUAUAUCUGAUAAUGAACUUCAGCAGGCAUUAUCCAAUGGCACGUGGACUCCAUUUAAUCCAGCAACAGUCAGGUCAAUUCUUGGGAUGUUUGACAGAGAAAACAAAGGUGGUGUGAACUUCAAUGAAUUCACGGGAGUCUGGAAGUACAUCACAGACUGGCAGAACGUCUUUCGAACGUAUGACAGAGACAAUUCUGGAAUGAUUGACAAAAAUGAACUAAAGCAGGCACUAACAGGUUUUGGUUACCGACUGUCUGAUCAAUUCUAUGAUAUCCUUAUUCGUAAAUUUGACAGACAAGGAAGAGGACAAGUUGCUUUUGAUGACUUUAUUCAGUGCUGUGUUGUUUUACAGAGGCUGACUGAUGUGUUCCGACGAUACGAUACUGAUCAAGAUGGCUGGAUCCAGGUGUCCUAUGAGCAGUAUCUUUCCAUGGUCUUCAGCAUUGUAUGACACUGAUAACUAGGAAUUGCACACUGGCAUUACACAGACUGGAGUUGCCAAAUCAUCCUGUACUGAAUAUGAUUAUUGAUGUAUUAUAAUGGAUGUAACUUCGCGUUCUUAAAUUUUGUAUGUUGGUCAUCACCAUCAGAAUCUGUACUUGAGUUGGUUUUUAUUUUGUAUUAUUGUACAAUAUGACCAUCUCUGCUUAUUGUAGUACAGAAAGCACAGAAUCUCGAUUUAACUGGUGCGAUGUCAAACUUAACCUAUUUCACAUAUCCUGCAUGGGAAAAAUGACUCUUUAGAAAUGCCAAAUUAAAAUAAUGCUUGUUAGUUUAUAAAAGAGUUGGAAGUCAGAAGUUGCACAACAUGUUUUGCAUGUGCCUUACUUUUAUAAGAGUUUAAUGUAUUAAUUUUUAAUACAGAAUUUAAAAUUAAGUAAAAAUAUUGGAUCAA
This is a messenger RNA of Neopelma chrysocephalum (saffron-crested tyrant-manakin), 1053 nucleotides long. RefSeq names its product programmed cell death 6 (gene PDCD6). The coding region runs from base 244 to 609 and encodes 121 amino acids. Gene Ontology annotation, molecular function: calcium ion binding. The transcript is spliced from 6 exons. The record is from RefSeq and is a predicted model, not a curated record. Lineage: Eukaryota; Metazoa; Chordata; Aves; Passeriformes; Pipridae.